Molecule: messenger RNA, 1264 nt
Organism: Paramecium pentaurelia
Lineage: Eukaryota; Ciliophora; Oligohymenophorea; Peniculida; Parameciidae
Source: the annotation of a GenBank genome assembly
AAUGGCUGAGUAUCAACCACAAGCAAUUAUUUAAUAACCUGCUCUAUAUGGAGCACCUCAAACAGUUACAGGUUAGCCUCAAUUCGUGAGACCUAUAGUUCUUGGAAAUUCAACUUAUUAACAAUAACAAGUAACAAAUUAGAAUUUGGGUCAGAGUGGAUUUUAUUAAGGAGGAGGAAUGUUGGUUAAUCAACCAGUUUUAGGUGCAUCAGCAAUAAGUUCAAACAUUAUCUCUGUAAAUAAUUGUUUCAAAGUAGACUGGAUAAGCUAUUAAAGGAGAGUCAAAAAUUGAAUAUAUACCUUAUGAAAAGACAAUAAUGGAAUAUGAAGAGGUUAGAAGAUAAAUUCAGGUGCCAAUAACAAGAUAGAUUACUGAAUAUUAGGCCAUCUAAUAUGAAACUGAAUAUAUUCCUUAAGUGAUCUAAGAAAAAGUGAUUGAAUACAUGCCAGUAGAAAAAGUUGCUGAAAGAGUUGAAUACCAAACAGUGACAAGAUAAAAUAUGCUUUAAGUAAAAUAAAUGUAUUAAAAUAUUAGAAUACUGUACAAUAAGUAUAGUAAACAUAAAUAUAACCUAUUGUGACAACUCAAACAUAUUAAACAACCACUCCUGUUGUAUAAACUGUCUAAAAACCUAUUGUCACACAAGUGGCUUAACCAGUUGUCUAAUAAUAAAUAGUUUAGAAUGUUCCACAAACCUAUUAUUCAACAUAUUAAUAACCAAUAACUACAUAAUAUAUUUAGCAACCUCUCGCUGUUUAAUAGACUAUCCCAGCCCCAGUCUAUUAAUCUUCAAGUCCAAGAUUAAGAUAGUCUACACAAGUUAUAUAAGCAUCUGCUCCAGUAACUACCACUACUGCAUAUGCUCAACCACCUGUUCUAUAUUAAGCAUCGCAAACUAGAGUUGGCGCUCCUAUUGUAUAAACAUAACCUGUUGCUUAUGGUUAUUAACCAUAAGGAUAAUAAUUACUAACCUAUUAAGGAUAAGUACCAUAGCCUAACCUACCUAAUUAAUCCAAUCAACCAAUUUCUAACAAACAACCUAAUCAGACUUCUACUUAAACACCUAAGGUUAGUCAACCACCUUAAUAACCAUAAGCCAAUUAAGUUCCAUCUACUAUGGUAAAUUAUCUUAUUAAAUUAUUAAUAGUAAUAACAACAACAAUAACAACAACAAUAGCAAAAACCAUAGCAGCAAUAACCAAUCGCCAACCAACAAUAAUAGAAAUAAGAUAAAGGAUUUUUAGCCAAAUUAUUCGAUUGAAA